Pseudopipra pipra is the source of this 5008-nucleotide messenger RNA. RefSeq names its product ceramide synthase 4-like. The record is from RefSeq and is a predicted model, not a curated record. The transcript is spliced from 10 exons. Gene Ontology annotation, molecular function: DNA binding; sphingosine N-acyltransferase activity. Bases 3373 to 4437 code for a protein of 354 amino acids. NCBI's taxonomy places the organism in Eukaryota, Metazoa, Chordata, Aves, Passeriformes, Pipridae. Gene Ontology annotation, cellular component: membrane. Gene Ontology annotation, biological process: ceramide biosynthetic process.
UUGCACACCCAGGACACACAGGCACACUGAGCUGUGCCAGCAGAGAACUGCAGCUGCCUGGUUUGUCUCCUGUGUGGUAACGCUGUGUUUGGCCCUGGAACAAGGGACAGUUUGGGGCACCCCUAGACUAGCCCUGGGGGCAGGCCAGGUUCCUUGGUACUGCCAGUCAGUGGCAAGUCAAAGAUGGCAGCACUGGGGAGGUGCUUUGGCCUUGCAAAGAGAGGAGGAGAGUAGUUUAUUCUUCUUAUUUGUGAGGUUUUAGAAGGCUAGGGAAAAUCCCUGUUGUAAAAUCAUACCACCUCUCCUCCGAGGAGCAGAAGGUUCCCAGAGUCUGCACAACGCACCGUGGAGCCACUUAUGUUGAUGCCUGUUGGAUUUGAUCUGAUUUGCUGUGCCCCUGGAGGUUGAGAUAAGAUCAUUAGGAGGCAAAUCUGGUUCUUGUGAAAGGAUACAUCAAGGAUACAGGAGAGCUGCUGGAAAUGUGUAAGAACUACCGAGUGCUGUCUUCAGCUGAGGAACUGAGUGUGACAGUGAUGAGUCACUGGGGUACAUCAGCUGCUGAAUUUGUUUUCUUGCCAUCAACUUGCUAAGGCUGAAAGAAGCUCUGUGUGCAUUCAGCUUCCUCCUCACACUGCUCCACCUUCUCUCUUUACAUCUGCUCCAGGGCUGAGAAGCUUCUGAGUGGCGCGAUAAUGUUUAUGAAUUUAGCGUAUCCAUUUCCUCACUGGGGGCAUCCCAGGCCCCCACACAGAGCAGCUGUUACAGAAAACCUGCAGAGAACUCUGUCACUUGUCUGCUGAGAAGCCCAGCAGAGCAGAUCACAGAAUCACAGCAUCAUUUAGGUUGAAAAAGGUCUCUGAGGCCUCUGAGAUCAAGUCCAGUCUUUGACCGAUCCCCUCCUUGUCAACCAGACCAGAGCACUGAGUGCCAUGUUCAGUUGUUUCUCUAACACCUCCAGGGAUGGAGACUCCACCACCUCCCUGGGCAGCCUAUUCCAAUGUUUAACAAUGCUUUCCAUGAAAAAAUUCUUCCUGAUGUCCAACCUGAACCUCCCCUGGCACAGCUUGAGGCCGUUUCCUUUGCUCCUGUUACUUAGGAGAAGAGACUGUCACCCACCUUGCUACGACCUCCUGUCAGGGAGUUGUAGAGAGCAAUAAGGUCACUCCUGAGCCUCCUUUGCUCCAGGCUAAACAACCCUUCUCUCUCAGCUGCUCCUCAUAAGCCUUACUCUCUAAUGGAGACCUCCCUCCCCAGAUGGAGCACUGGGUGCCACGUCAGGACCUGACUCUAUUUCCCCUCUACCUUUACCCCCCAUGUGCACAGAGGAGAUGUGCAUCACCCAGUGUGUGCACCACGUGAUGUUAGUGCAACUGUGGGAGAUGAGGCAUCCAGCUCCAGCUGAGCCACGAGAAAAAUAGCAUUUACUGAUGCUUCCAGGCUGCUUGUGUGGCGAGUGAGUCAAGGUCUGGCACAGUGUGGUCCCCAGGCUGGCACCUGUGCAAGCCUAAAAUUGUGGCUGACGUGAAUCUGCUGACUCCAGUAGGUGUGGACAGCUGGUGGACGUUUUGGAUCUUUUCUUAAGAAUAAUUUGGUGCAGUUGUUUCCCUCCCCCUGCACACACAGAGUAAACUUCAGAGAUCUGCAUCCACCACAUUUUUUCACUCAGACAUAUGUGCCCAAGGGAACCUUUCCUUGGAUGGCUGCACUUGGAACAACGUUGCUUUUCUUAUUCUCACAGGUACAGCAGGUGCUGUGCCUGCAGGUAAGGGCAAGGCCUUGUUCAAAAAGCUGAAGUCAUGUCUAAACAAGGAAAAGGACCUGCAACUUGAAUGUGAGCAUGUGAUAAAGCAGGCCAAGAAAUAUCCUGAGAAGCAACUUGAAAGGCAAUACCAGUCCCUGAAACAUUGGCUGGAGACUGCUGAAGUCAGAGAUGGUGGGGGCAGAGAGCAGGAACACUGGGAUAGGUCAGGCUAGAGCCAGGAAAUGCUGCCCUGUGUGGCUUCCCAGCUGAGGAGCUCAGAGAAGGUCCAAUACCCGACAUCUUCCUGAGGCCACAUUCCUAGAAGAUCCACCUCAAGCUGAUGGGUGAGAAGAUGUUACCUGGCACACAGCCUGAGUAACAGCAAACCUUCAACCACCUGGCAGGAGUUAAUUCAUAGUAAGGGGAGUUCAACUACCAACCGUGGAAUGCCAUUUUUUUGUUUCAAAUCAUCUUGUUACCAGAAAAAUUUAAGACAGUUCCAAGUGGGAAUGUGAGGAGCUACAGCCCUCUGUAGUCUGACUGGUCAUAGUGGUAGAGAGAAUAAUACAUGAUGGAAUUGCUGGAAACAGAUACAAACAUCAUCAGAAAGAGUUCCCAUGGGUGGUCUGUGGGGAAGGGAUGUCUCACUCUGCUGGAUUUACCCCAGAGCUGGUGAGCACAUGCAGCAGAGAGGACCUGCACCCUCUUCAGCUCUGCAAAGGCUUUCAGAAGGGUCCCUCAGCAGCCUGGGGAACCCACCUGAGGUGACCAUGAGAGACCAACACAGAUUGUUUGCAGUUGUGUGUUGUUGAAGGUGCCCCAAACAGGGGGAGGGAAAGGCAGAUGGCAAAAUCAGGCAAUAGUGAAGGUUUCUGGUGAUGGUGUUGCAGACUGGCUGCUCCAGUUCAGGGCACCAGGACACUGGCAGAACUCAGGUGGAGCUGAGUGUGGAGCAGAGCAACGUGGGGCACGUGAGGAAGUGUCUGGGGGUGCUGGGCUGUGUGUGAGUACUACAGAAUCACUCUGGGGAGUGGAGAAUCAGCUUCCUGCUUAGUAUGUGAUGGUUCCAAAUGCAGACAGGAUAGGGGAUGUUGCUGGGCAAGAUGGAGGAACCAAAACUGAGACUGCUGGGGCCCUGAAGGUGCCAGAAGAUCUUCAUGGCUGUGGACAGUCUCCUCCGGGACCUCCAUCCACACCCUCUGUCAGGGGUCAGAGCUGAUUAACAGGGGAGGGCUUUGUAGCCUGAGAAGGAGAAGCCUGAUAGAAAGAGGGGGCAAGAGAGAUGCCCCUGCUGAUAUUGUCACCAGGUAGGGACUUUAGCCAUCCAUGCAGCAGUGUUGUGGCAGUUUCAAACUAUGACAAGUGUGUAAUUGAAACCAGCCACCUCCUCGACACCCACUGAAAUACUUGUGCUAGGACAUCUCACCCCACCUCCAAGCUCACAGGCAGGUCAGAACAAGUGACACUAUUUCACCCUAAUCUGUCACACUCAUGGAAUUGAGCAGGAGGUGGGGACAGAGAGUGACGAGCUGUUGAGAUGGGAAUCCUGAUUUAGCAGUGAGCUUUAUGCCUUGCUGCUACCUGCUUGCUGCAGGCAGCCUCUGCUUUCUGUGCCCAACAUCUUGACCAGAAUGGGAGUGUCAAGGGGGUUCUGGCACCAUGAAUUCUGGCUGCCACCUGGAGCUACCUGGGAGGACUUGAAGGAGUCUGCAGACACACACUACCCGCAGCCUCAGGACCUCCUGCUCUGCAUCCCUGGUGCCCUGCUUUUGAUCUUUGUCCGAUGCCUCUUUGAAAGAACUGUGGCUCUGCCCCUGGGCAGGGGGUUGGGUGUGAGUGACAAGCAGAGGCCCAAAGUUCAGCCCAACGCCACGCUGGAAAGCUUCUACGUCCUGCUGGGCAGAACCCCGAAGGAGGAGGACCUGAUUUCACUGGCCAAGCAAAGUGACCUGCCCAUCAGAAAGGUGGAGACCUGGUUCCGGCACCGGCGGGCCCAGGACCACCCCAGGCUGAUGAAGAAGUUCUGUGAGGCCAGCUGGAGAUUUACAUUCUAUUUCACCUCGUUCUUCUCUGGCCUGGCUCUUCUGUACGAUAAGCCCUGGUUUUGGGACCCCACCUUGUGCUGGUUGAAAUUUCCACAACAGCCUCUCCCACCUGCACUGGGCUGGUUCUACCUCCUGGAGCUCUCCUUCUACUGCUCACUUGUGGCCACUCUGCCCUUUGAUGUGAAGAGGAAGGACUUUAAGGAACAGGUCAUCCACCACAUUGCCACCAUCACGCUGAUCUUUGUCUCCUACUGUGCCAACAUGAUCCGGUUUGGGGUGAUGGUCAUGCUGGUCCAUGAUGCCUCCGAUUAUAUUUUAGAGCUUGCCAAGAUGCUUCAUUACCUGAAGUGGCAGCGGGUCUGUGACGCUGUUUUCGUUGCUUUUGCUGUGGUUUUCAUCCUCUCCCGGCUUGUCAUUUUCCCACUGAUUGUAUACUAUUACUUUGUGACAAAGCUUCCCUUGUUCCCCAUAAGCUGCCUGAUAAAUGCUUUCCUGGGGGUCCUGCAGCUGCUACACAUUUUCUGGUCCUAUCUGAUCAUCCACAUGAUCUUCAGUGUCAUCCUCCGUGGUGGGAAAAGACAAGAUGCCAGAAGUGACACUGAAGAGAGUGACAGUAGUGAAGCAGAGGAUCCAGCAAAGAACCAAGAAUAACUCAGGGCUUGCUGCAGAACACCAGGAGCCAGGCAGACUCUGGAGUGCAGGAAGGCUGAACAGAAGCUGAGGGAGAGGCCUGACAAGCUCACAGAGGCUUCACCACAGUCUGCCUGAGGCAGCAUCCACUGUCUAGGUGGAGGUGAAUUUCUUCAUCAUGUUUAUAGGCAGUUAAGUCCCUUCAGGGGAUAUUUUCUACAAUUCCCUUGUUAGGACCAUUCUUUUACUACUACUCUAUGAUGUCCAUGUUGGAAAAAAAAGGGUCUGCCAGCCAAAGUCUCACUCUGAAAAGAGAAGAGGGGUUGAACAAGCUGCUGAAGUUAUGACACCCAUCUACACUUACCUCAAGGUCUUCCCAAAAGAUUAAUGAGACAAUAAAUUUCAACUGUGGAAGAUUUAAAUUAUUUGCAAUUUCAGAAAACAGUGACUCCAGCUCCAGCCACUUUAUGAAAGGACUUGCAUGUGAAAGGCAUUGGCUUAAGUGGCAAAUAAGUUUUCACUUCUGCAGCAUAAAAUGGUCAGGCUCUGGGAUAAACCAUUUCUGCAAAUAAAGCCUGGACAACUGAUAGAA